AGCAAAGCCUUUGCAUUUUACGUUGGUCUUUCCCACACCUCACACUGUCCACUUGAAUUUAUUAUCUUUCAUCCCCUCUAAGCUAUGUUUUUUUUUUUUUUUUUUGGGUAGAAUUCUUUUAAUCAAAUUAAUCAACUUUCCAAUAAGAUAUUACAAGUAUUAAUUGGAUUCCUGUGUUAGCUAAUUCUUGACUUUGUCCUUCCACCACUUGAGUCUUCUCUUCCCCAUUUCAUUAAUUAAUUUGGUCUCGAUGGAGAGUGAUAAUGGUGACGGCAAGUCCAAGAUGGAAGACUAUGAAGUUGUAGAACAGAUUGGAAGAGGAGCUUUUGGAGCUGCUUUUCUUGUUCUCCAUAAACUUGAGAAAAACAAGUAUGUGUUGAAGAAGAUUCGCCUGGCCAAGCAAACAGAGAAGUUUAAGCGUACAGCGCACCAAGAGAUGGAAUUGAUUGCAAAAUUGAAUAAUCCAUAUAUUGUCCAAUACAAAGAUGCUUGGGUCGAUAAGGGCAACAACAGUAUAUGCAUUGUAACUGGCUACUGUGAAGGAGGAGACAUGGCUGAGCUUAUUAAGAAGGCCAGAGGUAUGCACUUUCCUGAGGAGAAAAUCUGCAAAUGGAUGACUCAAUUGCUGUUGGCUGUGGACUACCUGCACUCAAACCGUGUUCUUCAUAGGGAUCUGAAAUGUUCCAACAUAUUCCUUACGAAGGACAAUGACAUCAGGCUUGGUGACUUUGGACUUGCAAAAUUACUUAACACAGAAGAUCUUGCUUCCUCGGUUGUUGGCACACCCAACUAUAUGUGUCCCGAGCUCCUGGCAGAUAUACCUUAUGGCUAUAAAUCUGAUAUAUGGUCACUUGGUUGUUGUAUGUUUGAGAUUGCUGCACAUCAACCAGCAUUUAGAGCUCCUGAUAUGGCUGGACUCAUUAACAAAAUCAACAGAUCCUCCAUUUCUCCUCUCCCAAUUUUGUAUUCCUCCACACUGAAACAAAUAAUCAAGAGUAUGCUAAGGAAGAACCCAGAACUUAGGCCAACUGCUGCUGAACUCUUAAGGCACCCUCAUUUGCAGCCUCAUCUCCUUCGCUGCAGAAACCUGUCUUCUGUUUAUCUUCCAAUAAAGCCCACAAACAGCACAAAGGAGAAGUCACCUAGAAAAUCAUUGUCCAGCAAACCUGCCAUUGCAAAGGACAGGGUGUUUAAAGAUGCUGGGGUAUCAAAUGGACAAGAAAAUAUACAGGCAUUUCCGAGAAUGGCAGAUUUACACUUAAGCGGUUCUCCAACCUGUGACAAGCAAACAUCCACAGCUAGUACAGAAGACAGCCUUGUCACUAAGAGGGUUGAUCCUACUAGCUGUGCUGUCGAAAUUUCUAACUCUAUAAGUGAUUCCAAAGACAUAUCCACUGAUUCUGAAGUGAGUGUUAGCAAUGGAGACAAACAGGCUCAGUUUAACAUCAGUCCUCAAAAGGAUGCUGAUGUGGAGUCAACUUCAGAGAUGGCAUUCAAUUCUCAGCAUGAUGAACAAGAAGAAGAACCCACUUCUGAGAUCAUUCAAAAUUUACAGGAUGGUGAUAUCAAGUCUGUAAGUCGAAAAGAUGAAGAGACUUUUUGUGACAUGCAGGUUCUCGAAGAAGCAGCAAAAGAGGUUCUUGACGUGCAGGUUCUUGGUAGAUCAGGGGAUUCCAGUAAACUAACAAUUUCCAGUAUAAGCUGUGAUGAUAAAAUUGGGUUCCCUGAUGAUGGAAGUUCAUCAUCUACUGUUUAUGAGACUGACGUAGAACGAAGAUGCUCUUCAAAUAAAACAAGUAGUCCUAAUGCAAAAACAGAAGGUGCCGACACCAACUACUUGUCAUCAGAAAGUAAUGUACUUCCAUGUAAAGAUGAAGCAGGAGCAACAUCAGAGAAUAAUACUACCUUUCAAACAGAGAAAGAUGGUGCCCAACCGAUUCAAUUGACACCAAGUGAUGUGUCGUUACUGAGUAGACUUACAGCCUUGAGUGGUGAUGAAAUUAGGAGUGUGUGGGAGAAUCCAAGUCAGCAAAGAGCUGAUGCUCUGGAGUCUUUGCUUGAGCUAUGCGCCCGGCUUCUUAAGCAAGACAAAAUUGAUGAGCUUGCUGGUGUGCUACGACCAUUUGGGGAAGAAGUUGUCUCAUCAAGAGAGACGGCAAUUUGGUUAACAAAGAGCCUCAUGUCUGCCCAAAAGUUCACGGGAGGAACCUGAUGUUCAUGAUUUGUGCUUGGCAUUAAUUUAUUCAUUAUUGCGAGAAAAUGGUUUUUUGCUUUUUUUUUUUUUUCAAAAUGUCUUGACAUAACGUGUUUGUUCAGAGUGGUUUGCUUGAAGAGAAGAUAGUAAAGAAAUGCAGAUUGUUGGCUCACGGGUGGUUUUGAUGGAAAUAUUGAAGCCAUUCUUAGUACUUUUCAAUGUUCCAAAUCAAAUUUUUGUUGGAUGCUAUGGAAUGAGAAUUUAUCAAAAUCAAAAUCCAGAAACAAUAAUUCUUAAAAUCAAAUCCGCAAACUAUAAUCAACUCAGAAGUCAGGAGUAACAAUCUCCAUCCAAUAUGCAUGCAGUGACAAGCUCAUGAUUUUGAAUUUCUUUCCAGCUCAAGAAAAGGCAUCAGGUUUUAAUAUGAUUAA
This is a messenger RNA of Durio zibethinus, 2625 nucleotides long. Its product is annotated as serine/threonine-protein kinase Nek6-like. Gene Ontology annotation, cellular component: cortical microtubule. Lineage: Eukaryota; Viridiplantae; Streptophyta; Magnoliopsida; Malvales; Malvaceae. The record is from RefSeq and is a predicted model, not a curated record. Gene Ontology annotation, biological process: microtubule-based process; protein phosphorylation. Gene Ontology annotation, molecular function: ATP binding; protein serine/threonine kinase activity.